AUUCACCGUAUCCACCAAAGUAUGAGGCACCCCAGAUCAGAACCGGUGCUUUCUAUUUCAGGGUAGCUCACGACUCAUGCCGACAGAUGCUAACAGAAAACUGCGCGCUGGGAUUUUACACAGAGCGUUACAGUGGUCCUGUGCGAAGACCGUGCCAGUGGACUGAGGAAUCCGGGCAGAUCACCAUGGAAACGUACCGUUAGCUACGUUAGAGGAUGGCAGUUCUCCGGAGACUCGGCUGUCCAUAAACAGUGUUUAAAGAGACAAACAGGCCGUACUUUCCGUGAUGGAGUUCCCCCAGCAUUCCCAGCAGCUACUGUCAGCUCUGCGUUCUCAGCGCCAGCGGGGCUUCCUCUGUGACUGCACCGUCCUGGUUGGCUCCUCGCGUUUCCUGGCUCACCGGGCUGUUUUGGCCUCCUGCUCGCCUUUCUUCCACAUGUUUUACUCAGAUUCCCCAGGGGCUAAUGGUGGAAACGGACUCAACAGCUCUGUCACGCUCGACAGCGACAUUGUCACAGCUGCUGCUUUUGGCUUGCUCUUGGACUUUGUCUAUGAAGGUGUGCUGCAGCUGGAGGAGUCUCUACCAGUGGAGGACAUAUUGGCAGCGGCAAGCUUUCUGCACAUGAACGAGGUGGUGAGAGUGUGCAAGAGACGACUGCAGAGACGAGGGCCUCUGGCUGAGGCUGACAGCACUCGCUCUGAAGAGAGCGCUGGUCUGAGGAAGGCAAUAGAGACAGGAAGAGAAGCUGGGCACGACAGUGGAGCUGAGCCUGUGGUGGCUGUGGCAGGAGAUCACUUGAACCCAGUCGCCAUGGCAGUGCCACUCUCACCAGUGUCCGUAGUGGCUGAGAGGAGGCAGUUGGAGUCUGUGAAGUCUGAACGGAGAACUGGUGGGGGGUCAUCAGAGGCACGAGUUCACACUCCUCUGAGCCCUGACCUCGCUGAUACCACCCAGCCAGGCAUGGAUGUCCCUCCUCUGCCCCCAGGUGGAGAGCUGGUGCAGGGCCUUAUUGCUGGCCAGUCAGUUCCUGCCUCUGAAGGUCACAUCAGGUUGGGGACUGGAGGUCUUGGGGAGGGGUUGGCACUCUGCAGCCCUUGCAGCACCACAGAGACAUAUAGCCACAACAGCAACCAGCAGCCCUCUUCCUCGUCCUCUUCCUCCCUGGCCCCAGUGAGUCAAGCUGGUGGUCGGUCAGUGGUUGCUCUUUCAGAAUCCAGCCUCUCCCCCAGCCCACAUCCAGACAUACCACAACUGCCCCGUGACAAUGACCCUGUUAAUAAAAGCUCAGACACUGACCACAGAAGCACAUCAGGUGGAGGACAGCAGAUGGUCGUGUUAAUCCAAGCAUCAGCACCCACCUCGCAUUUACAAACCAACCUGACAAACUCACCAAUUCAGCGUGCACCUCCCCAAAUCCGAAUCCAGAGCGCUGUGUCACUCCAACACCAAAGCAUCCACUAUCACUCUACUCGUCAGACACAAACACUUAAGGGACCUGAGGGGGAUGCAGGAGCUUCACCCACCACUAGAAAUAUGGGCAGAGUGAGGACAGACAACAGUGAUGGAGAGAAUGUAAAAGUCAAAGUGGAGGCCAUUGUUAUAUCUGAUGAAGAGCUAGAGGAGGAGAAAGAGGAAAGCAGAGAGAGAGAACCAAUGAUGGAAAUGGAAGAUGAGUUUGAAGAUGACAUCCAAGAAGAGGAGCUGAACAGCCCUCACUUUCUCCACUCCCACCCACAGGGCCUCCUACAGAUGACCUCCCAGUCAAAUGACUAUUCCUUCCCUCUGUCCCCCUCCUCCUCCUCCUCUGGUGCCGGCCCUUCCUCCCAGGAAACCUCCUCCUUUGCCCCCUCCCUCAUUCCCCCGUCCACAGCCCAGCAGCAUUCAGAUCCUCCUGCAUACUUCCAGGACUUCCAGGACUCAAUGGGGAACUUUGUGGAGGAUGUCCCCACAUGUGGCGUCUGUGGGAAGACUUUCUCAUGCACGUACACACUGAGGCGUCACGCCAUUGUACACACACGCGAGCGCCCGUACGAGUGCCGCUACUGCUAUCGGAGCUACACGCAAUCAGGCGACCUGUACCGGCACAUUCGCAAAGCUCAUGACCACACACUGCCGGCCAAACGCAGUAAGGCAGAUGUGGAGCCCUCCCUGCCACCACCACCCCUUAGCUAACACACAAACAGACACACAGUUGUAUUUCUACCCUUAUUCACUCUUACCAAACAUUAACCCAAUAUCCUGAUUCUAAUUCCACCUUCAACCCUAAAUCGAGUGGGUCUGUAAUUAGCAAUUUUCCCAAUUAAGUAAUGAAUUGUUUUGUCUAUAAAAUAUCAUAAAAUGGAGAAACAUGUCCAUCACAAUUUCCCAAAACCCAAGACAGCUUCUUCAAAUGCCCAACAGUGAAAAACUCAAUUAUUAUAGCACUAAAAUAAUCAGAAAAUAUUCAUUCAUAAGAAUUUGGCCUUUUUUCUUAUUAAGUUAUACAAAAUGAUAAAUUAAUUGUGAAAAUAGUUGCUGAAUAAUUUUGGUCUGUAAGCUAAUUAAUUUUCUAGUCCUGGCAGCUCUAAAAUUACAAUUCCUUUACAGUAAAUAAAGAGGACCGACAAUGGACCGAUAAUGUCAUCUCAUAAUAUCAUCACCUGGAAAUAUUUCCAGGGUAAUCUCCUGAAAUUAAAUUUUGGGAAUAUAAGGAAUUAAUUUCUUAAUUUCCUUUCCAGUAUGCCAGCAAAGUUUGACUGACUGUAAAUGUAGUAGCAUUGUACCGUCUAGUGUUUUAUUUACAGGUUUAACCUGUCAGAGUUGAUCACAUGGCAGCAAAUAUCUGCACAAACCCUAAAGUAAAAAUAAGAUUGUGCCAUUAUAGCUUAUAAAGCUCCUUCCUUGCAUCUAUUUUGAUAUAGCUGCAGAUGUAUACAGUAUGAAGUAGAAGAUAAACAGUGCCAAAUGGCCUUUUCUUUGCCUUGUUUCUUCAUCUCCUUUAGCAAUGCAGAAAAAAUGAAAUGUCUUUGCUUAGGAAGGUUCCUAAAUGACCCAACUGACCCAGAAGUAUCAAAGUGGCAGCUGUACAAACUGAAUGAAUCCUCUAAAUGCUAAGAAAGGUGCUUCAAUUUACUGUACGUACAAAUUUACCAAGAAAUUGCUGGUCCACAACUUUUCUGUUCUUUCAGGAUUUAAAUGAUGAACAAUACAGUAGCCUACUGUAAAUUCAGCUGGAUUCUCUUAGCACUGUGCCUGUCUUGUUCUGCUUUAUGAUUUCUCCAUCACAUAUUUCACAGAUUUUCCUUGACAUUUCCCAUCAGGGUCAAUUAGAAGACGUUUGGGAUGGAAAAUGGGUUUAAUUGUCCAAACCUACGUUCUUUGCUACGACAGCAGUGGAGGUGAGGGAGGAGGAGUCAAUACCUUUUGGGAUCCACCCUUUGUGUGUUUGGCUUUGCUUAUUCUGUAGUGUUUCUCCUGUAGUAGAAGACCGAAUAUACAGUAUGAACACACUUUUGACACAUGCAGUAAAUCUGCCUUCUCUUUAAAUGUUUAAAUUUAAAUUUUAAAUUGUGCCUCAAUGACUGUUUGACAGUUUUGAAUUUGUCCUUCUGCACCAUUUUACAUGUUUUUAGGAGCUGGUCUUAUGAAAAUUGAUUACUAUUUGUAUUACCACACAAACCAGUCAUAGAAUUGAUACUCUUAAGGAACAGUUCAAUAUUAUUUAGAGAGUUUCAUGGUAGCAAGUGUGCAAAAUCUAAAUGUUACCUUGUGAAUAAAGACUGUUCAGACUGAACAAUGUGUAAAUA
This is a messenger RNA of Toxotes jaculatrix (banded archerfish), 3786 nucleotides long. RefSeq names its product zinc finger and BTB domain containing 3 (gene zbtb3). The record is from RefSeq and is a predicted model, not a curated record. The transcript has 4 exons. Bases 287 to 2173 code for a protein of 628 amino acids. Gene Ontology annotation, cellular component: nucleus. Gene Ontology annotation, biological process: regulation of transcription by RNA polymerase II. NCBI's taxonomy places the organism in Eukaryota, Metazoa, Chordata, Actinopteri, Toxotidae. Gene Ontology annotation, molecular function: RNA polymerase II cis-regulatory region sequence-specific DNA binding; DNA-binding transcription factor activity, RNA polymerase II-specific; protein binding.